UGUGGAAAAAUUUUGGUCUUUUUGUGUGGGCUCGCCAUGGAUACGAAGGCGAAGGAUGGUGAUGCGGAGCAACCUACAAAAACCCCCAAAGAAGAACCUGCCCUAUUUGAUCCGAGCCGGAUGAUUGGCAUCAUCAAAAGGAAGGCCUUGAUCAAAGAGCUUGCAGCUGCAUACCAUACCGAGUGUGUUGCCCACUGUCAGGAACUUCUGCAACUUCAGAGAAAGUGGGAGGAGCUGCAGUACAUUGAGAGAAAGGCCUCUGAGGAUACAAAGCAGUUGACGAAGCCGUCGAAACGCCCCAAGAAGGGCCUUUAAAUUUUAAAGGAUCUUCACGCCAAAAACCCUCGUUUGUGAUUACAGUAAAUAAUCAGUUCAUUGUGAAAGUCUCUUUGUAUUUGCAAUACAUAUUAUUCUCUCCUCGCUGUGAUAUAUGUAUCUCUAAGCUCACAUGUUUAACCAACAUAGAUCUGAGGUUUUCACCAUCAUUUUUAUGCAUUGGAGGAGCGGAGCUCUAAAGUUCUUACCAGUUUAAUCAAAUCAUUUCGGUUUUGUUUAAA
Molecule: messenger RNA, 557 nt
Organism: Ananas comosus (pineapple)
Lineage: Eukaryota; Viridiplantae; Streptophyta; Magnoliopsida; Poales; Bromeliaceae
Exons: 4
Coding region: 37-315 (92 amino acids)
Source: RefSeq, a predicted model, not a curated record